Molecule: messenger RNA, 1869 nt
Organism: Rhincodon typus (whale shark)
Lineage: Eukaryota; Metazoa; Chordata; Chondrichthyes; Orectolobiformes; Rhincodontidae
Gene: rspo2
Product: R-spondin 2
Exons: 6
Coding region: 530-1264 (244 amino acids)
Source: RefSeq, a predicted model, not a curated record
CUGAGUGCAGUCCGAUCUCACUGAGCACUAUCUGGAGACAGGGCAAAACCUCCGGACUACGCUUUAAUAGACAGAAGCAACUUUAGUUUCCAUGGGAUCAUGUCCUGCAGUAUGUGUCACACACACUUCAUGUACCGGUUGAUUUGAAAAGCUGACAGGACAAAGUGUUGCUCUGAUCACUUCUCGAGAGCUUUGGGAUUGAGUUCCGCCUUGCUGCUCUGAAGAUGUGGAGACUGCAAAUUGUCAGAUUGCCGACUUUCUGGUUCCCGGUGUGAGAGCAGGGCAAGCAGAUUCUGCCCCUUUCUCUCUCUCUCUCUCUGAAGCUCAGAUCUGGCUGGUAGCUAGAAUAGGUGCUGCUGUUUCUUCUUUUUCUUCUUCAGCAUCAUCUUCAUCAUCAUCAUCAUCAUCUGUGUUGUUAGUUGGACCUGUCCGACCUCCCAUUCCAAGCCAAGCCGCACAGGCAGAGUGAGAGACUCAGAGACAUCCACGAGCGUGCAGUCUGCUUCCUCCCCACAUCCCAGAAGCACAGAUGCAUUUUCGACUCGUUUCACUUGCGCUCGUUCUUCUAAACUGUGUGGAUUAUGGGCACAGCCUGAAUAACCGAGGGAAACGGACCAGGAGAGCAAAUACUGGACCAUACCCAAUCUGUAAGGGCUGCUUGCUUUGUUCCAAGGAUAAUGGGUGUCUUAGUUGUCAGCAGAAAUUAUUCUUCUUCCUUCGACGCCAAGGGAUGCGGCAGUAUGGAGAGUGCUUACAUUCUUGCCCAUCAGGAUAUUAUGGCAUGCGUGCACCUGAGAUGAACAGAUGUGCAAGAUGUAAAAUAGAUAACUGUGAUACGUGUUUCAGCAAAGACUUUUGCACAAAGUGCAAAGCUGGUUUUUACUUGCACAAAGGCCGCUGUUUUGAAGAAUGUCCUGAAGGCUUUGUACUAUUACAAGAUCACAUGGAAUGUGUGGAUGGUUGUGACGUAGGACCAUGGAGCAACUGGGGAACAUGUAUAAAAAACAACAAAACAUGUGGCUACAAAUGGGGGCUUGAAACCAGGACACGCCAAAUUGUGAAAAAGCCAGCAAAAGACACUAUACCUUGUCCAACUAUUGCAGAAUCUAGGAGAUGUAAAAUGGCAAAAAGGCAUUGUCCAGGAGAGAGAAAGCAAAAGAAACAAAAAGGAAAGAGUGCCAACAAGAGGAAGGGCAAGAGGAUCAGGCAUAAGGAUCGCAAACAGUACAUUGUCCUACAAGCUACAGAGAAAACUGACCAGUAAAAGAUCAAACUCAUUUAUUUACACACAGUACGUCAAGCCCCUCCACCCUCCUACACACCACACUUGACAAUUCUGCUGCUUCUGACAAUAUCAGUGGCGAGUAAUGAGAGAAAGUGUCCACAAGCUUUGUCUUAUUUAUACUUUUUUGUUAUUGCCUCCUUUUGACCUGAAUGGAAUGAGCUUGGUGUGUCAAUGACUUUUACAAAGGCCAUUGGGAAUAGGUUGGCCCAGCCAUCUGCCAUUAAAAUGAUUACGUAGAUAAAACAACAACAAUACGCAGAAAAGGCAGAAAAACCCCACCAAUCCCUGCUUGUAUAGCUGCAGAAACAUGUGGAGAAUGGGACUUGUUCCGACUAUUUAUAUGAAAGAAGACUUUGUAAUACAGGAAGAGGACUGUUCAUUUAAUGCGUUUUUUGUUUUCUUUUAUUGUACAUUCCAAAAAGACUGACCCUAUGAUGUGUGAUUACAUGCAGAGCUACAAUGUAUAUAAUCCUCAGCACAGGUUCUAUUGACAGUUGCUGAAAUAAAAUGCUUCAAAGGCUGUAUCUGUAUAACUACAAGCAAUGAAUAUCUCAUUGUUUGAUUGACAUGUACACAGUGCUGAG